AUGAAAUCAUUUGUUACUUUCUUUUCAUUUUAUACUUUCCUUAUUGGAAAUUUUAAUAAUAAUAACUGUUACAAUCAGUACAAUAAUGUAGAAAAGAUUGAUUCAUGUACGCAGAGUGAUGUAAAUUGGUUUGUUGAGAAAAGUCUUAGCAAGGUCAAUACUAAUGUUAGUACAAGCACACGCAACGAAAACUGCGAUCACGAGGCGAAAUAUGAAAACGCCCUACGACAAAAGCACCUCGAAUUAGAAGAAAUCAGAAUCAAUUACAACAAAUUACUAGAAGGUUUUAUGCGAUCCCAAACAAACUUUGAACAGAUUCAAACAGAACUUCAGAGUCAGCUGAAUAGGGAACGAAUGGAAAAAGAGAAGUUGAUUUUGAAAACAGAAGAAAUAAGAACCAAUUUCAACUAUGAAUUACAGACUUUAAAACAACGCUAUGAAAAUAUAAGAACAAAACAGCGAACUGAAUUUACUUUGGCACAAAAUAUUUUGAAAUCGAAGAUACAUGAAUUACACCAACGUUUGUUAGGGUGUUACUGUGAACCAUUGAAAGUAAAUGGUGGCAAAUUAUCAGAGGGAAAUCAAUUAUUACCAGAGAUUUCUGUGAGUAUUAAACAGGCUUCAAUUCCAGAUAAUGUAUCUUUAUCAACAUCAUCAUCAUCCCCAUCGGCGACGGUGCUAGCUGUUUCUGAGCCUAAAUCUAUCUCAGCUACAUCUUCGACUCACGAAUGUAGUCAGCCUAGACAACGAUCCGAACAACAUCUUUAUAUGAAUGGUAAAUGUCAAGAUGGUUUUCAUCUACCCGCUUUAUCAACAUGA
Molecule: messenger RNA, 819 nt
Organism: Heterobilharzia americana
Lineage: Eukaryota; Metazoa; Platyhelminthes; Trematoda; Strigeidida; Schistosomatidae
Source: the annotation of a GenBank genome assembly